AUAAUAACAUUCCAACAUGGAUCAGACACCCUUUGGGAGGUAGUGAAUUGAUUUGAGUUGGUGGAAAAGUGCACACGAAAAUGUACCCCAGGAAUUUUGCCUGUUCACGCGAAAAGGUGGUUCAGUGGAAAAGCAAUGGAGGCAAUUGUGGAGGAGAAAUGUCAAGUUGACCCGUUGGCCACCUCUCCCGAUCCCCAGACGGUACGCGUCACUAACUCGCAGCCCCACCUGGUGACGGCCGCUAACAUUGUACAUUUCACUCUACCUUCUCAUACGCAUGCACAGGUGCAAAGUGUUAUUCAACCAAAUCAACAGUCAGUUAUCCAGACAGCUGCCAAUCUACAGCCGAUGCUGGGAAAGAAUGUCAUACUGGUCAGUAGCAAACCAAAUUCUGUUAUACAGACGACGCAGGGCAGUUUGCAAACUUUACGAGUUGUUGAGAAUGGCAGUGAUGACAGUUUCUCGGAAGAAGAAUCUCCAAAAAAACGACGGGACCUGUUGACGAGAAGGCCGUCCUACAGGAAGAUUCUCAACGAUCUUGGAGGGGGUGAGAUAACUGAAGGGAAAGUCGAGCAUACUUCUUCAGAGGCAGAUAGUGAGUUGUCUUCUCACUCUAUCCCAUACCACACAGUGUUGCCGGCUGGGGCGUUACAGAUAACCAGCGGCGACGGCACUCAGACGGGUAUACAAACGCUUACGAUGACGAACGCGACGGCAGGAGGUGCCAUAGUGCAGUAUGCGCAGGGUCAAGAGUUUUUCGUACCCGGUAAGGAAUUUGCAUCGAUUUUGGCUUGUCCUCAGCUCAAAGUCGAGGAGAGUAACCAAACUAUGGAAUUGUCUGUCUCUUCGAUGAGCCCUAGAUGUCCCAGUCCUGAGACCCCCGAAAAUCCUACCAAAUGUUCUCCCGAAAGUAGCGAGUAUUUUACCAAUUCUCCAGUCGAAUUCUAUCAAGUUGUGACUCAAAGCAACAGCACGGGCGAGGACCAAGCAAGGAAGCGGGAAAUGCGGCUGAUGAAAAACCGCGAGGCAGCACGCGAAUGUCGUAGGAAGAAAAAGGAGUACAUAAAGUGUCUGGAGAACCGCGUGGCGGUAUUGGAAAACCAGAACAAGGCGCUCAUCGACGAGCUGAAGUCGCUCAAGGAACUUUAUUGCCAGCAAAAGGCGGAAUGAGUGGACUCUGCAGGUUGUUGUUGUCGUCGUGGUGAGGUGGAGUGUGUGGGUUUAGAGGCAAAGUGGAGUAUACCAAAAAUGUUGUGGGGUAAAGUUUGGAGGGCCCGGAUGUUUUGGUUGAAGGAGUGGUAUGGGGACCUAGGAAUCAUCGAAAUGAAUUUAAUUCACAAUAUUUAGCCAUCAAAACAAGAAACUGGAACAAAAAUAUUCAGAAUCAGUUCUUUCAUUUUUGAAUGAACCAUCUGUUUUGUUUGGUUUCAACAAUGUUCAGUAAUUAUUGAUUAGAUUCUCCAGUAUUUAACAGCUUAACCAAUUUUCUAAUAUGUUAUGUGUUCUCUAUAGACAGACGCUUAUAAAAGUUGGUACUAGGGAGAAAAUGGGAAGGUUGCUCAUUUUUUGUUAGGGUGUUGUUUGGGAAAUUUCUAGUUGAUUUAUUUUCAAUUUGAUAAUAUAGUAUGUUUCUCUCAACAAAAUAAUCGUUUGUUCACCAAAUUUAAAAUGUAUGCUGAUGUAAGGUUAAUUUAUAACAUAACUAUUGAUAUGAACCAUACCACAUUCACUGAAUUCAAAUUAGUUGAAAACUACAUACAGAGUUUUCCUGAAAUCAAGUGACAAAAGUCUACCAUAGAUUUCUUUCAUGGUUUGUAUGUUUAUCAGGUAUAUCUUUUGAACCUGUCAUAAUUUACUAAAUAAUUCCAGUUGCCUGCAAUUUGUGUUUCAAAAAGUAACACCCAUAAAAGUUGAGAGAAAACUAAAAAAAAACAUGUAUCCUCAAAAAAACAAACCAGGAGGGAAACAGUCUAGAGAUCAUAAAGUAAUGCUUUUAUUGGUUUAUCUAAAUAAAACAAUGGAGUUUGAAAAAGUCUACUGGGUGUUGUUUUUCGGGCACAAAACUGCAAUACUCUUUAUCUUAAACUGUUUUCGGUUAAAGGAAACUUUUUACUCUAUUCUAUUGAAGCAAACUCCACUUGAAUUCAGGAGCACCCUGUAUAAACAGUUGGUUACAAACUAGCAAAAUGUAAUUUGAAAUAUUAUGCUGAUGUCUUGGAGAUAUUUUUACAAAACUUGACAUCAUUGAGAUAUUUAAAUAUUGUAUUUCAGUCAAUGAGUAUUUUGUUUAUACAAAACUCAUGAAGGAGAUCUGAGAGAACAACAUUUUUUCCUAUGACUUAUUCAUUUAUUGUUUAGUCAAUUCUCAUGUUGAUUGUAUUUUAACAUUUAUAUUAAAUUAUGGAGGAAAGAAGGCUUGUGAAAAGUGAUGUUAAUUUUAAAGUUGCCCAAUGUAUAUAUUGUACCAGAUUACAGAGAUGUUGAUAAAAAUUUUUGAAUGGAAUACCUUGGAGAACAAUUAGAUUUAUUUAGCGAUCUAGAAUUGUCCAGGGUAUUUCAUGUCCAAAACAUAAGGAGUGCCUUUUAAGCUUAGAAAACCGUUUGAUUCCUAACACUGCAAAAGUUAUGCUAUACCAUGUCAUUUCAAGAUUAAUUCUUGGAAAUGGUCAUCAUACAAGUGUUACGUUUCUACCCAAGUGAUUGCAGAACAGAAUGGUCUAACUAUUGCAACAAAAAGUGUACAUAUGUGUAAGUAAUGUAUAUGUAUUUUUACAUAUCAGAGUAUCUAACUACUUUUGCACAGCCAAAGGUAUCUCAAAAUUGGGAAAAUGUUUAUUUUGAUAAAUAUAGAGAUUGUUAUUGUUGCCUUAUCAUUUUCUAACAGAAAAACUGAAUUUCCUUGAUGAAAUUGAAUGUGUUCCAGUCAUUUGGUGCCACUGCUUAGAAGGAUUUACAAGAAACUCAAAUUGAGCAAGAUUUCAUCUUUGCUUUUCAGUUUUUUCUGUUACAAGGUGCCCAAAAAAUGUCAUGGACAUGGUCUCACCACAGUAAGAGUGUAUACUGUGGUCUCAACCAAUGUAUUGCUAUUAUUUUGGUAGUCACUAGAGUUAGGAAAAUUUGUAAAUAAUAUUAGAUGUUAUGAAAAUAUCAGUUAAAACAUGAUUUAUUACCAAAUAAAAUGGAUAUUUUAU
This is a messenger RNA of Phaedon cochleariae (mustard beetle), 3191 nucleotides long. Lineage: Eukaryota; Metazoa; Arthropoda; Insecta; Coleoptera; Chrysomelidae. The record is from the annotation of a GenBank genome assembly.